Messenger RNA from Artibeus jamaicensis (Jamaican fruit-eating bat), 1543 nucleotides. RefSeq lists its product as uncharacterized. The transcript is spliced from 3 exons. NCBI's taxonomy places the organism in Eukaryota, Metazoa, Chordata, Mammalia, Chiroptera, Phyllostomidae. The record is from RefSeq and is a predicted model, not a curated record. Bases 1 to 639 code for a protein of 212 amino acids.
AUGCCCGCUGCUCAGCCUAUUCUGAGAUUCGGUGCCUUUGCCAACGCGCGCGAAGUGGUGGCUGCUGUCACUCCUCUCUUCCCGCGCCAGAGCUGGAGCGCCCCGGGGUCCCGCUCCCCACGCCGACCGCCUAGUUAUGCGCUGGAGGCGCGAGGCGCAGCAUCCCACUCUCCUUGCUGGACUGAGCCGACAAGUCCGCGCGCCCCUCACCGCGAGGGGCGCGCGGCUGCAGCCCAGCUACUCAGCACCGCGGGCUCCUCUCCUCCCGUUCCAGCUACAGGCCUCCACCUGGACACGUCCCGGGGUGAAAUUCAUCCGGCCAAAGGGUGCAGGCUGGGCGCGGCUCUAAGGAUCUCGGGUGGAGGCCGGAGGAGGCGGUUCCGCGCUCCAGGGAGGGCGAAGUGUCACUUGGAAGUCGAAGUUAGGGCCGUUGGACACCGAACUCCCUUUGGCGUGUUUUGCCGGGGACCUAGGGGCAGGCGGGCGCUCGGGCGGGCGGGGGUCAUGCUGCACAGGAGGUUGGGGACCGGCCCGGGAAGGCUCCUCCGAGCUGUGGGGGCUGAAGGCCCUUUGCCCGCUUUGCAGGGCGCGUCGGGGCUGCUGCGGGCCCGCCGGCGCUCGAGUUGGGCUGGAAGUUGAGGUCUGGGUCCGCACCGCGUGGCGACAGCCCUGGCGGCCGCUGCGGGUUCAGAACGGCAGCCACGCCGCGUGUACCGCGGACCCCUCCGCCCGCCAGCCGCGGCUUUCGCUUUUCAUUAUGCAGAAGUGAAGCUCUGCGCCGGGGAACCCUGGGGUGCUGGAGGAGGAACCCUCUGCGGAGAGAGGGGCGGCGUCCGAAAGAUAAUCAAAGGGAAACCGCCGGGAUCCGGGCGACACAGGUGCGGUAGCGCCGCGGUGAGCGCCAAAGAUCUCCGGACCCAGCUCGGCUGACCGGUUCCAGAGGUCCAGCUCCCGGCCCCUGGCGCCGGUCUCCCGAGGGGGCCGGGCAUUAGAGCCCCCUCCACCCGCACCCCAGCCUCGUGGACAACUCCAGUGUAUCCCCCUCCGAUGUGCAUUGGAUUAAGACUGGGCGCAGAGAGGACUGCAAUCCAUGAACUGAAUGAUACUAGAAACUACUGUAAAUCUCAAAUCUAAUUCUGGUUUAAAUCUAAAUUCCAUUGAUUAAAAAUAGACAAAUCUGGUAGAGCCGUGUCUGGGUGGCGGUACAUACAUUGUAUUUCUCAUCACGGCAGCUCCUGAAGGGCCCUAUAAGGUUUGCCGUUCCCAAGCUGGGACUGCCUUGUUGUGGGGGGGAGGGGUCCUUAUACCUCCGUUUAACUUACAGCAGGACAGAAGUUAAGUUCAGGCUGGCUUUGAAAUGACCUUUCAAGCCUUCCUCCCCUUCCUUUGUCUGCCGUAAGCAUUUCUCAGCUGGAUCAAUUCCCAUUCAGGGACUUAAGUGUUCCUGAGGGUUAAAGUCCCUUCCUGGAACGUUAGCAUCCAAAGAGGACUUUAAAGUAGGCUUCGUGGACCAUGUAGUGACCUCGGGAAAACAUUCUGAGGA